UUACACUACACAUCGGACCACAGGUUGCUAGGUGUCUGUCAAAUAAUAUUUUUUCACACGUGUUUAUCAUUUGUAUCGACCAACGUUAAUCACCUACCCUGCGCAUGCGGUUGGGUUACAGUGAAAGGUCAGAAGAAAAUAAAACAUUCAGCAUCAGCUGGAGCAUCAUGCCGUCCGCCUGUGACUCGCUGAUUGACGACAUUGAGGACAUGGUGUCCUCUAGCGACCCCACACCUCUUGAGAGACAGUCUGCUAGAAAGAGCAUCAUGCCGAGGUCCAGGAAGAAAAAAGAACCUCUGAACCAGGAGGAGCUGCAAACUGACAGUUUAAUCCCUGGCACCCAAAAAAUCUGGAUGAAAACAUGGGGCUGCAGUCAUAACAACUCAGAUGGAGAGUACAUGGCCGGACAGUUAGCUGCCAGCGGAUACAAGAUGACAGAUGACCCAACAGACGCAGACCUGUGGGUGCUCAACAGCUGUACCGUGAAAAACCCAGCAGAGGACCACUUCAGGAACUCAAUCAGAAAAGCCCAGGAACAACAGAAGAAGGUGGUAGUAGCAGGUUGUGUUCCCCAGGCUCAGCCACGGAUGGACUACCUCAAAGGACUCAGCAUCAUCGGGGUCCAGCAGAUCGAUCGUGUGGUGGAAGUAGUGGACGAGGCAGUUAAAGGCCACUCAGUUCGUCUGCUGGGUCAGAAGAAAGAUGGAGGCCGCAGGCUCGGAGGUGCUAGACUGGAUCUGCCAAAGAUCAGGAAGAACCCUCUCAUUGAGAUCAUCUCCAUUAACACAGGGUGUUUGAAUGCGUGUACCUACUGUAAGACUAAACAUGCCAGAGGAGACCUGGCCAGCUAUCCCAUCGAGGAGCUAGUGGAGAGAGCCAGACAGUCUUUCCAGGAGGGAGUGUGUGAGAUCUGGUUGACCAGUGAAGACACAGGUGCUUACGGUAGAGACAUAGGCACAGACCUGCCCACAUUGCUGUGGAGAUUGGUGGAAGAGAUUCCUGAAGGAGCCAUGCUGAGGCUGGGUAUGACCAACCCCCCGUAUAUCCUGGAACACCUAGAGGAGAUGGCUAAGAUAUUGAAUCAUCCGCGCGUCUAUGGCUUCCUCCAUGUUCCUGUGCAGUCGGCCUCAGACAGCGUUCUGAUGGACAUGAAGAGAGAGUAUUGCAUCGAUGACUUCAAGAAGGUGGUGGACUUCCUCAAAGAGAAGGUCCCGGGUGUGACCAUUGCCACAGAUUUAAUCUGCGGUUUUCCUGGUGAGACAGAAAAAGACUUCCAAGAGACGGUAGAAUUGGUGAAGCUCUACCGAUUCCCCAGUCUGUUCAUCAACCAGUUUUACCCCAGGCCCGGUACACCUGCCGCCAAGAUGGAGCAAGUACCAGCGCAUGUGAAAAAGCAGAGGACUAAAGAGCUGUCUCAACUCUUCAAAUCUUACAACCCCUAUGACCACGAGGUAGGGGAGAGGCAACAUGUGCUGGUGACGGAGGAGUCAUUUGACGCCCAAUACUAUGUGUCUCACAACAAGUUCUAUGAACAGGUGCUGGUGCCUAUGAGGGCUGAGUUUAAAGGAAAGAUGAUCGAGGUGGACAUUUAUGAGGCAGGAAAACACUUCCUGAAAGGCCGACCAGUAGAAGACAGCAAGCCCUUCACUCCCUCCAUUGCUGCCCCACUGCAGAAAGGAGAGGUGUCUGGCAUGACGCAGGAACCGAUGGCUAAUGGCUUCCAAGGUCCCUCUUCAAUGUCUUCUCCAUCUCAUCUGUUGAUCGGUUCCUACAGUGUGGACAGGGAAGUAUUGAAAAAGCUGAUAAUCGGGGUCACCCUGAUAGCAGCCAUCUUGUCUUAUAUCGUAGAGAAACUGUACACAUAGAGUAAAUGCCAACUAAAGAAGUUGGUGGAGCAGGGGGAGGUCAGUGGCAUCACUGGACCCCAAACUGUUUGUUGGAGGCGGGUGAUUUCUAUUGAUAAAACUGUGACUGUAAAUCCCGUGUAACGUACUCCACAUUCUCUUUUUCAACUGAUUAACCACAAGAAGAGGUCAGUGUCACCUUCACACAUGUAUAGUUUAUUUCAAUGCUCGGUGAGAAAUGUCUUUUUUUGGUACAGUUAGAUUUUAAAAUAAACUGAGACCUUUUAAGUAAGGGGUGUAGUUGUACUAUGAUUUCAUAUUACUCCGCUGGCUCCAAGCAAAGUGAUGUUCGGGUCUUCUUCUGUCAUUGAAGGAUGAGUAACUGCAUGGGCAAAGACAGGUCAGCAGUCUCUAUGGACCUUAGUAAACACUUUUUAUAGAAGUAUUUUUGGUACAAAUAACACCCAAGGUAAACUUGAUUUAAAUAUAACCUAUUUGACGUUUCAUAUUUCAUAGUUUGGUAAAGUGUUUUGGAUCAUGUUUUCGGGUCUAUGAAGCUGUUGCAAGGAUAAAUUAAACACAACUCUAUUAUUUAAUACUUGCGGAAAUCCCCGCAACAGAAGUGAGGAUGAUGAUGCUGUCGGUCCCGGUUCAGCCUGCUGAGUUACAGAGUGAUUCUCAAUAGAUGAUCCAGCAUGUUUUGUACUGAGCGUGUCGAUUUCCAAAUAGUUUGUUAUAGAGUUGUGCUUACUUUAAAGAAUGGUAUUUUAUUCUGUGUAAAAGGGUGUGUGUAAUACUUUGGUUAAGCUUAUUUUUAACCUUCAGUUCAAAGUAUUUAUUUUUGAAUAACCGACAUAGAAAGUAUAUUUUCAGAUCUUCAUAACACACUUCUUUCUUUGAGACUUUGAAGCGGUUUUACACCUGUUUUAGUUUUUUUUUGUCAUGUGAUCUCUGUGGCUUUUGUUUGUAAUCUUCAGUUGUUGCCUAAUACUGACCCAUUAUUUUAUCUUAAAGAAUACCAUGUGAUUUGUUUGAUCUGCAUGUGUCGGUGCAACCUGAAAGUAUUGUUUCCAAACUGUCUCACUGACCUGUAGUGUCUUUAGCUGCCAACCCAAUACAAUGAAGGUGAACAUGGACAAAUGUAUCAGGAAUGUGUAUACAUUGCUAAAUACCACUUUAGGGGAAUAAUAUCUGUUUUGCUUUAUUAGAAAUUCAGAUGAAGUGACCCUGUGAUACAAAUACUCUGUUUUUCUUUGGGUUAGUUGUGUUGUACAAAAUCUUAGUCAGAAUUAAGGCAGAGGUUUUUAGUUGUAUUAGUAUUGUCGCGACCAUCGAAACCUGUCAAUAAAGGAAAACACAUUUUGUGACGUGAAAUAAUUGA
Eleginops maclovinus (Patagonian blennie) is the source of this 3225-nucleotide messenger RNA. RefSeq names its product CDK5 regulatory subunit associated protein 1-like 1 (gene cdkal1). Lineage: Eukaryota; Metazoa; Chordata; Actinopteri; Perciformes; Eleginopidae. Gene Ontology annotation, cellular component: endoplasmic reticulum. Gene Ontology annotation, molecular function: 4 iron, 4 sulfur cluster binding; tRNA (N(6)-L-threonylcarbamoyladenosine(37)-C(2))-methylthiotransferase activity. Gene Ontology annotation, biological process: tRNA methylthiolation. The record is from RefSeq and is a predicted model, not a curated record. The coding region runs from base 105 to 1865 and encodes 586 amino acids. The transcript has 15 exons.